GUCAAUCAGCAGACAUAAGAGGCCGAAAAGAAACAGAGAAAGAAGAGCCCGAGAAACGGAAAAAAAAAAAAUGGAGAGAGAAGACGCGAGCGCAAACAAGGCCGAGGGCGACAAGCCGGUGGUUUGCGUUCUCGACGCCUCGACUUACGUGGGGUUUUGGAUUCUCCAAGGUUUGCUGAGCAAAGGGUACCAUGUUCAUGCCGCAAUUCAGAAGAAUGGAGAGAGAGAGAUAGUGGAGAAGAUUCGGGACAUGGCGGUGAUUGAAGAGAGGCUGGUGGUUUACAGUGUGGAAGUGUUGGAUUACGGGAGCAUUCUUGAAGCUCUGAGGGGUUGCUCUGCUCUGUUCUGCUGCUUGGACAGCUCAGAUGGUUAUAACGACGAGAAGAAUGUGGAUUUGGAGGUGAGAGGAGCGAUCAACGUGGUGGAGGCGUGUGCGCGGACCAACAGCAUUGACAAGAUUGUCUUCAGCUCGUCUCUCACGGCGGCGAUAUGGAAAGACAACAUCUCGUCCCAGGAAGACGUGGACGAGCGGUCCUGGAGCGACCCGGAAUUCUGCAGGAAGUUGAAGCUGUGGCAUGCCCUGUCGAAGACGUUGUCGGAGCAGGCGGCGUGGGCUCUGGCCAUGGAGCGGAUGCUCAACAUGGUAUCCAUCAACAGCGGACUCGUUCUAGGCCCCUCUGUGGCCCAACAGAAUCCCAAAUCCACAUUGGCUUACCUCAAAGGGGCUUCCCAGAUGUACGAAAGUGGCGUCCUCGCAUUCGUCGACACUAAUUUCCUAGCCGACGUUCACAUCCGGGCGCUAGAGGACCCCUCCACGCGGGGCCGGUACUUCUGUUUCAACCAGGUGGUCAACACCGAAGAAGCAGCCCUGAAGAUCGCGCAGCGGCUCAGCCCUCUCAUAUCCCUGCCCCCAAGGUACGAGCAGGGCAGCGAGGUGUUCGCCGAGAGGCUGAGGACCAAGAAGUUGGACAAACUAGUUGAAGGAACUGCGUAUUGAGGAUUUGAUGCAUUCUCCCCUUUUCCCCUGUUUUCUAGUAUUCUCUGCUUUAUAUGUCAAAGUACAUGUAUUCUUGGUCCAUUUUCAGUUGCAUUUAGGUUCAUUUUCAUGGUGAUGGUAAGUGAUUGCAUUCCAAAAGAAUAAAAUAACAAACAUGAAAAACAAUCAUCUCAUGAGUAAGUAAGGAACACCGCGAGGAACAUCUGAAGAGAAGAUUCACUACCAAGACAAGACAUUUGCUUCCUCACCGGACAUCCUCCGGACUUCUCAAACCAGACCUUGGGGUUUCCAAUUUGGACAGGACGAACUGACUAAGAAUUCGACGAUCCGAUUAUUGAUAACUAGUUGAGAGGUCCGUGCAAAUGUGCAAAAUCAGAACUCAAUUUACGCGAAUGUAGGAUCUAAUUUCAUAAAAUAUAUUUGCUUUCACUAAGUUAUAUCAGUUCAUUUCCAGGUCUA
Rhodamnia argentea is the source of this 1456-nucleotide messenger RNA. Its product is annotated as cinnamoyl-CoA reductase-like SNL6. Gene Ontology annotation, molecular function: 3-beta-hydroxy-Delta5-steroid dehydrogenase (NAD+) activity. NCBI's taxonomy places the organism in Eukaryota, Viridiplantae, Streptophyta, Magnoliopsida, Myrtales, Myrtaceae. The coding region runs from base 71 to 997 and encodes 308 amino acids. The record is from RefSeq and is a predicted model, not a curated record. The transcript has 6 exons. Gene Ontology annotation, biological process: steroid biosynthetic process.